Molecule: messenger RNA, 827 nt
Organism: Helianthus annuus (common sunflower)
Lineage: Eukaryota; Viridiplantae; Streptophyta; Magnoliopsida; Asterales; Asteraceae
Product: protein cornichon homolog 1
Exons: 4
Coding region: 205-618 (137 amino acids)
Biological process (GO): vesicle-mediated transport
Source: RefSeq, a predicted model, not a curated record
AAAAAAUUGGGGACUCAAUGAAUGAAAUUAAAAAGCUACAGAGAAUCUGGUGUAAACUAAUGUGUACUUUACUGUUGGAAGAAAACUUCAAGAGGAAGCAAGUAUGAUAAGUUGAUGCUACUUUUUCAACGCUAUGACUAGCAAGUAGCAAACCUUGUUUUUCUUAAAGCUGCUUGUCUGAGCUCGUCUCUUUGUGCCGCGUCAAUGGUGUGGGUAGCGGUUCUCUGGAUCAUCUUUGUUAUAGUGAACGUACUCAUCAUCAUAUCCAAUGUAUUUCAGCUUGUGUUUCUAGCAGAGUUGGAGGAUAGGUAUAACUACAGGAACCCAUAUGAAACAUCAACUCUCAUUAAUAAUUUGGUAGUUUUUGAGAUGGUGCUCCAUGGCGUAUGUUGCGGCAUUUUCCUUGUGACAGGGCAUUGGUUCAUGUUCCAGCUUACAUUCACCUUUGUUAUAUAUAAUACUAUCUUAUUCUUUAAUGGACAACAUCUUAUUAAUGUAACUACGCAUUUCGGAUCCUUUAAGGCUAAAACGACGUAUCAAUUUGUUAAGCUUGCAUUUUAUUGGCCCCUCCUUGUUGUAGUAAUCGACAGGAUGGUUACAUGGGCUUGGAGUACAUAGAUUCAUGGAUUAUAAACAUUAGUUGUAGCUAUUAUGGGGCAGCAUGUGGUUCCAAGAAAGAGUCACACAGCAUAGUUUGAAUCUCUGUUCAUCAAGUUUUGUAAAACGUUUGUACUUUGUACUUCCGUUAACGUAAGCAGUUGCUUAGGAUCUUGCUUUGAGGUUGUAGUAAACCAGUAUGUUUGUAUCGAUAUAAGUUUGUUAGCUAA